Triplophysa rosa is the source of this 2661-nucleotide messenger RNA. It is a transcript of the gene vimr2, whose product is annotated as vimentin-related 2. Gene Ontology annotation, cellular component: sarcolemma; cell-cell junction; Z disc. The coding region runs from base 79 to 1227 and encodes 382 amino acids. The transcript is spliced from 10 exons. The record is from RefSeq and is a predicted model, not a curated record. Gene Ontology annotation, biological process: skeletal muscle organ development. Lineage: Eukaryota; Metazoa; Chordata; Actinopteri; Cypriniformes; Nemacheilidae.
CACAUUCCCACCAACAGCAUCUAUAAAGACCCCAGGCUUGUGGAGUUCACAUCUCUCCUGGCUUUUCUUGUUGCAACCAUGGCCAUGCUAAGAGUGUCUUCAUACCGUAAGCUGUUUGAGGAGCAGGAGUGGAGGCGGUCCGCGGGACGCUGUGGAUUCCAGGCCCGCUCUGCUCUCAGGGCUGAUGUUUCAGCGAGAGAAUGCUCCGAGCCAGAUUUUGCUGCAUUCCGAACUCUAAACAAGGAGGGCGCGGCUCGGUUUGUAAGCGAGCGCUCCAUCAUCGCCACGCUUAAUGAUCGACUGGCUGUCCUUAUCGAUGUGGUUCACAGUCUGGAGGAGGAGAACGAGUCUCUGGAGGCUCAGAUCAUCAGGCUGGAGUCUGAGUCGAGCUCUACAGCUGUCAGCAUCAGGGGCCCUGCGGACUACAGUUUAGAAGCUGUGAUAGAGAGACUGCGCAGAGAAAAUGAGGCGAUUUUAUGUGACGCAGAAGAGUUGAACGGCGAGCUGCAGCGUCUGCAGAUGAAAUACGAUGAGGUGGUAGAGCAAAGGACUCUCUUGCAGUUGGAACGGGGAGAUGUUUCAGUGGAGGUGGAUGCAAUUACCACUGACUGCCUGGCCCUUCAAGAGCAAGUGGCCAUCUAUGAGGAGCAGCUGGCCGCUAUGGAGAGGCAGCACGAAACGAGGGUGGAGAACCUGAGGGAGCACAGGCCUGUGGAUGAAAGUUACCCAAUGGUAUCAUUGCAGUUCCCCGCUGUUGAUAUCACUCCUACUAUCUCGGACAUCAAGGAGUAUUACAGCGAGCUGGCGAAGAGCCUAAAGUUUGAAUCCAGAGCCGUGAGGGCCGUGGCCGCUGAUGCUGUCGGAAUGGGAAAGCUGGCUAAGCCGACUGGAGGAAAAGUAAAGGACGUCUCUAAAGAGACGGACGUGAACGUUCUCAAGGACCUGAUUGCAGAGCUGCAAAAAGAGUUGGCUGAGCUUGAGAUGCGUGGAGACGAACUGGAGGCUGAAGUUGAGGCCAGGAGAGCCAAAUACCUGGAGGAAAUAGAUGAGCUGGAGAAUUACAUUUGCCAGCUGGAAGAAGAAGAGGCUGAUCUUAAUCUCCAAAUGAAGGAACAGUGUGAAGACAAUGAAGAGCUGCUGAAUCAGAAGAUGGCUCUGGACAUAGAGAUCGCUGCUUACAGGGGUAUGGUGGAAGAAGAAGAAGAAUGGAGACUGAACUGCCUGUGAGACGUAAGAAGAGGUGAGAGAUGAGACGUAGAUGCUCACCUCAGACCGAAAUAAAGAAACGCUAAAAUCGCACGCAAUACAACCCUUAACCGUGAGCCACACAAAUCAGAAAAGAAAAGAAAACAGCUGUUGGAAGCACUUGACCUUCUGAGCAGAUGUAAACCUUCACUGACAGAUAAGCAUCUGGGAGUUCGGGCAGGCUCAUUGAUAACGGGUCACUGACGGGUAACCUGAGGUCUUCAAGCGUCAGUCCUGUGCACGGAAGAAAGUGUUAGUGCUGGGAAUGUGAGAGAUGGGGUUGGAAUUUUUUAGCACUUUUACUUUGGUUUUCCUAGUGCUUAUAGGCCUGUCACUGACACACAUGCAUAUAUAAACACACAAUCUGUCACAUGUAUACAUACACGCAUAAACUCAGACUCUCUCCAUGUGUGGCUCGGUUGAAUCCUUCCCUCUUUGAGUCUUAUCGCUCUCUGUUACAGAUAAGCACAGAUUUCAGCUGUUUAACUCUACAUUUUCAUUUAGUAGUUGGAAUUGCAUUUUUUGGCAGAGCUUACUGACAGUUGUUGCAAUUUAAAUAAAUCUUUGCAUUUGAAAAUCAUUUUUUACUGUCUUUCACGCCAUAUUCGCCACUUUUCGUGGGAGGUUUUCUGCUGAGACUUGAAAGCAACCGCAAUCGUCCUUCUGUCAGCCGGGUGUCAUAUCAUUUCACCACCUUUAAAAGUCUUGCAUUGAGUGUGUGGAAUUUUAGUUUUGAAGUGGAAUUUUACCCAGAGUGCAUUUCAGUCCUCAUAUGUGAGCACUCUGUGCUAAUAACCCUAUCUGUUCCUUUAAGAUGAAACAGUGCAGAUAGUAAUAGAUUACGAAAGAUUAUCAGGGACCAGUGCAUUCCUGUUGAAGCUCAUCCGUAAGGGCCGUGGUGUGGCUGAACUGACCUGUGCAGCCACGCUGACUCUCUUAAUUCUGUGGAUAUAAAACAUGGGCAGCACAAGAGGAAGUCACUCUGUCUUUGGGGCCCUUAUUUUCACUACUAAGGUACUUAGUCAUUCUUGCUGCCCAAGGGCACCAGAUCACCCUGAACCUCCCCCUCUUGAAGCACACACACACACACACACACAACCUUAAGGUUUUUGGGUGAUUCUGAGGAAGUAUGGGACCCUGGGCCUGGCCUGCUGGCCUGUGGGGUUUUGGGUUAGCUUCUGGCCCUUCCUGAGGUUUGACAAUGGAAGAGUGCAGGGAGGAACUGAUAUCAGAAAAAGGGGAUCAAAAGGUCAGUCGGGAUACUUAUAGCUUGAUGCGCAUUGUUUUUCUCCAAUGUCUUGGCUGUUUUUCCAGCUUGUUUUUAUCUGUAAUGUGAUUAAUAUUCUGUUCCCAUUAUUUGCUAACUUGUUUGGCGCAUUAUGAUGUAGCACAGAUUAAAUUGGAUCAAUUAAAACU